UAAAUAUCUAUUUUAAUCGGUUCUAUGUUCUUAUCCACCUACUACGCUUCACCGUCAACCUCUUCAUCACCGUCUCCCCUUUUCAGAGCUCGCGCGCUUCGUUUCGCUUCCUCUCUCUCUCCUGCGCCUUCUAGAACCUUCGCGCCGAGCUUCUCUUCGGCUCUCCCGUGGAGUCGCGGAGCUGAUUCGCGGCCGCGUGUCACUCUCAGAGCUCAGAUCGGAGCUGCCUCGCCUGCUAUCGACCGGAAGAUCGCUGCCAUGGCUUCAGAACAUCCCUUCAAUGGAAUUUUAUCUGGACUUCCAAGGCCUGCAGGAGGUGAAUUUGGGAAAUUCUAUAGCCUUCCUGCCCUUAACGAUCCUAGAAUUGAAAAACUUCCAUUUUCCAUCAAGAUACUCCUAGAGUCAGCCAUCAGAAACUGUGACAACUUCCAAGUCACCAAGGAGGAUGUGGAAAAAAUUAUUGAUUGGGAAAAGUCUGCACCGAAGCAAGUUGAGAUCCCUUUCAAGCCAGCUCGUGUUCUGCUACAGGACUUCACUGGAGUUCCAGCUGUAGUUGACCUUGCUUCUAUGCGGGAGGCUAUCAAGGACCUUGGUAGCAAUCCUGACAAAAUCAAUCCUUUGGUUCCUGUAGAUCUUGUCAUCGAUCACUCAGUUCAGGUUGAUGUAGCCAGAUCAGAAAAUGCUGUUCAGGCUAACAUGGACCUUGAAUUCAAGAGAAACAAAGAAAGGUUUGCUUUUCUUAAAUGGGGAUCCACUGCCUUCCGCAACAUGCUUGUUGUCCCUCCCGGUUCUGGUAUUGUCCAUCAGGUGAAUCUUGAGUAUCUUGGACGGGUUGUUUUCAAUACUGAAGGCAUCCUUUACCCAGAUAGUGUUGUCGGUACCGAUUCUCAUACCACCAUGAUUGAUGGAUUGGGUGUUGCUGGAUGGGGAGUUGGUGGAAUUGAAGCUGAGGCUACUAUGCUUGGGCAGCCAAUGAGCAUGGUUCUGCCCGGUGUUGUUGGUUUUAAGCUUUCUGGGAAAUUGCAUGAUGGGGUAACUGCAACUGAUUUGGUUUUAACAGUCACCCAAAUGCUGAGAAAACAUGGUGUGGUCGGAAAGUUUGUUGAGUUCUAUGGCGAGGGAAUGGGUCAGUUAUCCUUGGCGGAUAGGGCGACUAUUGCAAAUAUGUCUCCUGAGUAUGGAGCUACCAUGGGAUUCUUCCCAGUUGAUCAUGUAACAUUAGAAUACCUGAAGUUGACUGGGAGGAGUGAUGAGACGGUUGAAAUGAUAGAGGCGUACUUGCGUGCAAACAAAAUGUUCAUAGACUACAAGGAGCCUCAACAAGAGAGACAGUACUCAUCAUAUCUGGAGUUGGAUCUUGCUGAAGUCGUGCCGUGUAUUUCAGGUCCUAAAAGGCCUCAUGAUCGAGUUCCUUUGAAAGAUAUGAAAUCUGAUUGGCACGCGUGUCUGGAUAAUAAAGUUGGAUUCAAGGGUUUUGCUGUACCCAAGGAACAACAAGAGAAGGUAGUGAAGUUCUCAUUCCAAGGGCAACCUGCAGAACUGAGGCAUGGAAGUGUUGUUAUUGCAGCUAUUACAAGUUGCACAAACACAUCGAACCCGAGUGUCAUGCUUGGAGCUGCUCUUGUUGCAAAGAAGGCUUGUGAGCUGGGGUUAGAGGUAAAGCCAUGGGUAAAAACAAGUCUUGCCCCAGGUUCCGGUGUUGUGACAAAAUAUUUGCUCCAGAGCGGUUUGCAAAAGUACUUGAACCAACAAGGAUUUAAUAUUGUUGGCUAUGGUUGCACAACCUGUAUUGGAAAUUCUGGAGAUCUUGAUGAAUCAGUUUCUUCAAUUAUAGCUGACAAUGACCUUGUUGCUGCUGCCGUGCUUUCUGGAAAUAGGAACUUUGAGGGCCGUGUUCAUCCACUGACCCGAGCUAACUAUCUUGCUUCACCUCCAUUAGUUGUGGCUUAUGCACUAGCUGGAACGGUUGAUAUCGACUUUGAGAAAGAGCCAAUUGGAACUGGAAAAGAUGGGAAAAGUGUUUAUUUCAGGGAUAUCUGGCCUAGCAGUGAAGAAAUUGCACAGGUUGUUCAGUCGAGCGUCCUUCCUGAAAUGUUCAAGAGUACUUAUGAGGCCAUUACUAAGGGAAAUGAAUUUUGGAAUCAGUUAGCUGUACCUUCAUCGAGUCUUUAUGGAUGGGACCCAAACUCAACAUACAUACACAAGCCUCCAUAUUUCUCUGGCAUGACGAUGGACCCACCUGGUGCCCGUGGAGUGAAGGAUGCAUAUUGCUUGCUGCUGUUUGGUGAUAGUAUCACUACUGACCACAUCUCUCCUGCUGGUAGUAUCCACAAAGAUAGCCCUGCUGCAAAGUAUUUAAUGGAGCGUGGCGUUGACCGAAGGGAUUUCAACUCCUAUGGUAGCCGUCGUGGUAAUGAUGAGGUUAUGGCCAGGGGUACCUUCGCCAAUAUUAGAAUAGUGAACAAACUGCUGAACGGCGAAGUGGGACCAAAGACCAUUCACAUUCCAACAGGGGAGAAACUGUCUGUGUACGAUGCUGCAAUGAGAUACAAGUCAGCUGGGCAGGAUACCAUUGUUAUUGCUGGAGCAGAGUAUGGUAGCGGUAGUUCUCGGGAUUGGGCUGCCAAGGGGCCAAUGCUCCAGGGUGUCAAAGCUGUGAUAUCUAAGAGUUUUGAGAGGAUUCAUCGCAGUAAUUUAGUUGGCAUGGGUAUAGUUCCACUUUGCUUCAAGGCUGGUGAGGAUGCAGAAACACUUGGUUUAACCGGACAUGAGCGCUACACCAUUGAUCUUCCAGCGAAGGUCAGCGAUAUUAGGCCUGGACAAGAUAUUACUGUGACAACAGAUGCCGGAAAAUCUUUCACAUGUACCUUGCGGUUUGACACUGAGGUCGAACUGGCUUACUUUGACCAUGGAGGUAUCCUUCAGUAUGUCAUUCGUAAUUUAAGCAAACACUGAGGAGAUUUUGGGUGUAUCGAUAUUCUGGGUGAAAAUUGCUUGCUCGAAAUUCAGUGGAAGCUUACAUUCCCAUCCGAGGGGUUCAAUAAAAUUGGGAGGUUCGCAUAUCUCAAGGAGGAAGUAUCAUUUGUUUCAGUUAUGGAUAUUGUGCCAAUUGUUGAAAUGAAACAAAACUACCAAACUGUUGGGUUAUAUAUAAGACUGUGUUGUUGAUUAAA
Salvia hispanica is the source of this 3173-nucleotide messenger RNA. RefSeq names its product aconitate hydratase, cytoplasmic-like. The record is from RefSeq and is a predicted model, not a curated record. Lineage: Eukaryota; Viridiplantae; Streptophyta; Magnoliopsida; Lamiales; Lamiaceae.